Molecule: messenger RNA, 2470 nt
Organism: Paramuricea clavata
Lineage: Eukaryota; Metazoa; Cnidaria; Anthozoa; Malacalcyonacea; Plexauridae
Source: the annotation of a GenBank genome assembly
AUGGAAAACGAGGUAAGAAACGGCGGAAUUUGUUAUCUACACAGGUAAAAACCCACAAGUUGUAACAAACCUGCAGCAGACUUGUAGCAAUGCUGUUCCAACAACUUGUCAACAGGAUGUGUUCGCACUGCUUGUUCCCAGCUUGCUGCAAGGUUGUUGAGCUCAACAGACUUGUUACAAGUUGCUCCAAUAACUUGUUAUCGUCCUGCAAUUCAACAAGUUGCGAGUGACAACCUUGUAGCAACUUGAUAAAAUACUAGCAUUGUUACAACUUGUUGACAAGCUUGCUACAAGCCUGUUGCGAACACAUCUUGUUGACAAAUUGUGAAAUUUUUAGGUAUGUAUAUUGUACUCAGGAAAAUAAAACACUCGAAAUAACAUGUUGAAGACAUUUUGUAAAUAAAACGAGAACAAGAGUUGCAUGAGAGUUGACAAGCGAGAGUUUGCAUGAGAGUUUUCUCAACUUUCAUUGCUUGGUCAAACGAGAACAAGAGUUGCAUGAGAGUUGACAAGCGAGAGUUUACAUGAGAGUUUUCUCAACUUUCAUUGCUUCAUCAAACGAGAACAAGAGUUGCAUGAGAGUUGACAAGCGAGAGUUUACAUGAGAGUUUUCUCAACUUUCAUUGCUUGAUCAAACGAAAACAAGAGUUGCAUGAGAGUUGACAAGCGAGAGUUUACCUGAGAGUUUUCUCAACUUUCAUUGCUUGAUCAAACGAGAACAAGAGUUGCAUGAGAGUUGACAAGCGAGAGUUUACAUGAGAGUUUUCUCAACUUUCAUUACUUGAUCAAACGAGAACAAGAGUUGCAUGAGAGUUGACAAGCGAGAGUUUACCUGAGAGUUUUCUCAACUUUCAUUACUUGAUCAAACGAGAACAAGAGUUGCAUGAGAGUUGACAAGCGAGAGUUUACAUGAGAGUUUUCUCAACUUUCAUUGCUUGAUCAAACGAGAAUAAGAGUUACAUGAGAGUUGACAAGCGAGAGUUUACAUGAGAGUUUUCUCAACUUUCAUUGCUUGAUCAAACGAGAACAAGAGUUGCAUGAGAGUUGACAAGCGAGAGUUUACAUGAGAGUUUUCUCAACUUUCAUUACUUGAUCAAACGAGAACAAGAGUUGCAUGAGAGUUGACAAGCGAGAGUUUACAUGAGAGUUUUCUCAACUUUCAUUGCUUGAUCAAACGAGAACAAGAGUUGCAUGAGAGUUGACAAGCGAGAGUUUGCAUGAGAGUUUUCUCAACUUUCAUUGCUUGAUCAAACGAGAACAAGAGUUGCAUCAGAGUUGAAGCCUGUUCCAACUAUGUUUUAACUUAAAUAGAAUACAUGAUAAUGUUGGGAAAGCAUUAAGAACAGCUAACCAAGAUCGCGUGACAGGCACCAUUAUUAUUGCAGGUAGAAUUAGGUCAAAUUCCAAGCAAUGCAGUUCAACAAAUACCAGAGGUUCGUUCAUCCAGUAACACACGCUGGCCUGCAGACCUCGUCAUUUCAAUCAUCUCCUCCUUGCUGUGUUUCCCGCCACUUGGCAUCUUGAAUUUCAUAAAAUCCCGACAGGUAAUGGAACCUAUAUAAUUGUAGAAAGUAUUUCAUUUAUACUGGUGGCUCCAGUAAGAAUCAUCUCUUAUUGAUCCAGUGUUACUACAGGAGGAAACCUAAACUAAACUAUAACUUUAUUUAUGACUGGUGGCUCUAUCAGUUCUAAACUAUUCUUCCUAGACGUCCAGUAAGGAUCAUCUCUUAUUUAUCCAGUGUUACUACAGGAGGAAACCUAAACUAACUAACUUUAUUUACACUGGAUAGGUCUAUCGGUUCUAAACUGUUCUUCCUAGAGGUCCAGUAAGAGUCAUCUCUUAAUGAUCCAGUGUUACUACAGGAGGAAACCUAAACUGAACUAACUUUAUUUAUACUGGAUAGCUCUAUCAGUUCUAAACUAUUCUCCCUAGAGGUCCAGUAAAGAUAAUCUCUUAUUGAUCCAGUGUUACUACAGGAGGAAACCGAAAUUAAACUAACUUUAUUUAUACUGGAUAGUUCUAUCAGUUCAAAACUGCUCUCCCUAGAGGUCCAGUGAGGAUUAUCUCUUAGUGAUCCAGUGUUACUACAGGAAGAAACCUGAACUAUAUAAACUAUAUAACUUUGUUUAUACUGGAUAGCUCUAUCAGUUCUAAACUGUUCUCCCCAGAGGUCCAGUAAGGAUCAGUACAGUCAUAAUUUGAGACCAUGCAGUAUUAAUUCCAGUCUCUCUUCUAUAGUACCGCAAGCAAACGCUAUCCCAAGAUGCAGUUCAAUCACUGUCACGUGACAGCCGCCAGAUCGCACUGAUCUCGUGUUUCAUGGGAGUGACGUUCAUUGCUAUGAUUACCAUUGUCAUGUUGUUGCAAUUCUUAUAUUUUCAACUGCAAGCUGACGACAUGAAGUUGUCAUGGCGACGAGAAUAUUAUACCACGACACUAAAUCUUACCGCUGGCCUUACUGUACAUUAA